AUUUUUUUUUACCUCGUUAUACAAUAUUACUUUGCACAAAAAUAAAAUGUUAUUUUUGGCCAUCCGAGCGACUUCGCGCACCAUAAAACCAUCGAUCACACGCAGCUGGACGCGAAACCUAUCUCAAUCGGCGAAACGACAGUCAGACGUCUUCCCACUAACCAAGCCAAGUUGGUCAGUAAACACGUUGUUAAACGGCGCCGAGGGCAUUAAGCACCCGGAAAAGCUCGACGGCGAGCUAGACCAAGCCAGAAUACGCCGGCUAUAUGAGCUCUCCGGACUUCAACUCCCGGACCCUGCGGUUGAGUCAGAGAGAUACAAACAAAUUUCCGAGCACGUUAAUCAACUCAAGGACUUUUUGGGUCAUAUACAGGCUGUUGAGGAGACGGAUAAGCUUGAUGGUGUGGUGCCGUUGAUGAGGAUUGCGGAGGUUUUGGAGUUUACCAUUGAGGAGCCUAAUGCUGGGUUGGUCGUUGGUGUGGAUUCGGAGGCGCAUUUGGGAAGACGUGUGCUGGAGCUGGCGGCAAAAACCAGCGGAGAUUAUUUGAUUGUCGAAGAAUAAACUGUAUUAAAUUGUUUAUUUUGCGAAAACAGGAAAAGAAAAAUGCAGUGUCAAGUGAUAUUGCUGCUUGCUGUCAUUCCAUUAUACAAAUGAAUUGGAUAAUAGAAUAAAAAAAAGCAAGUCUUAUUUAUUUUCUUUGCUGUGUUGAGAACCCCAUGGGGGGACUGCUACCCGGGCUGAGACCCGCAGGCACGCACAGAUGCAUCAAAUAUAUGCAAGUCAUCAUUUUUAUUUAAAUGUCG
This is a messenger RNA of Kickxella alabastrina, 804 nucleotides long. RefSeq lists its product as uncharacterized. Bases 47 to 562 code for a protein of 171 amino acids. NCBI's taxonomy places the organism in Eukaryota, Fungi, Kickxellomycota, Kickxellomycetes, Kickxellales, Kickxellaceae. The transcript has a single exon. The record is from RefSeq and is a predicted model, not a curated record.